AUGACAUGGGAUGAGUUUAAGACGCCGUUUCUUAAACAUCAUAGUCCCAAGGCAGUCAUAAACAAAAUCAAGGAAGAAUUCAUGCAGCUUCGACACAAGGGUGAAUCAAUUGAUAAAAUAACGGGAAUAUUCAUGGAUAAGAUGAAGGAGUUUAUGAAUCCUUCAAAGUAUGAGACUCUCACCGAGAUUAUAAACGUUGCUUGGGAACGGGAGAUAGAGUUGGAGAAACAGAUUGAAAGAGGUGAAAGAAGGGCGCAGAUAGUCAACCCAAGCCCAACGAAAAAGGCGCACACAAGAGAAUCCUCAAAGAAACAAGAAGGGAAAAGCGGGUCAUCAAACUGCAAGAUAUGCGGGAAGGGGCACAAAAGUGAGUGCCGGUUCAAGGACAAACCGUGUCCUAUAUGUGGGAAAACGGAGCACACGGCUGCAUUGUGCCCGGGGAAGGUGUCGCUGUGUUACAAAUGCUACCAGCCGGGUCACAAGAAAUUUGAGUGCCCGGAGUUGAUCGAAGGAAAGAUGACAAGGAUGCACACACUGAGACACCAAGAGCUAAGGCAAGAUCUUUCCAGUUAA
This is a messenger RNA of Helianthus annuus (common sunflower), 573 nucleotides long. RefSeq lists its product as uncharacterized. The transcript has 2 exons. Bases 1 to 573 code for a protein of 190 amino acids. NCBI's taxonomy places the organism in Eukaryota, Viridiplantae, Streptophyta, Magnoliopsida, Asterales, Asteraceae. Gene Ontology annotation, molecular function: nucleic acid binding; zinc ion binding. The record is from RefSeq and is a predicted model, not a curated record.